Solanum lycopersicum (tomato) is the source of this 1531-nucleotide messenger RNA. Its product is annotated as protein FLX-like 4. Lineage: Eukaryota; Viridiplantae; Streptophyta; Magnoliopsida; Solanales; Solanaceae. The record is from RefSeq and is a predicted model, not a curated record.
GUCAUCAUGGAGGCAAUGGUAGUAAUUAAGAUUCUGAUGCACAUUCAUUUGGUUUGUUUCUUGAAUAGGAAAUCGGUGCAAGUGUUUUGGGGACGAUAGGUUAUGAAUAGCCAUCAGGAAGAAAAAGCGCGGGAAGGAAGGGUUGUUGUAGUUGGGGGGCUGAGUGUUUUCUUUUGAAAAGUCGUUGUGGAGGCAAUGCAGGUAAAUACUUCCUAAUAUUGAAACCUUAAAACAAGUAUUCGCCUUUUUUAGUUCUGGGGCCUGGUGAAAAGAUGGCUUCCAGAAGACAAGUACCAGCGUCAUAUGGACGGUCACUACAAGCUCCAGGAAUGGUGCUUCAUGAAGAAUUGGCUGCUGGCCGCCGCCGCGUUGAUCCAUUUCCUCAUCCUGAGCUUCGGGAGAGCAGAUUUGCUGCUAGGGCUGCAGAGAUAGAACACCUUGCUGGAGACCAUCAUCGGUUGGCAGCUUCAUAUGUUGCCUUAAAGCAGGAAUAUUCUGUUGCUCAGAGAGAGUUACAGGAACUCGAGGAAUAUAUAAAAAGUACUCAAACAGAAGGCGACAUCCAGGUCCGGUUGUUGCAUGACAAGAUUGCCAAGAUGGAUGUGGACCUUAGAACCAUGGAGAGUAUGAGGAAAGAUGUGGAGGAGGCCCAUUUGGAAGCACGAAGCUUGGUAUCAGCCAAUAUGGAACUGAGCGGAAAAGUACAUCACGUUAUGGAGAAAUUGGAGAAAGCUCAUGCAGAUGUCAAGAAGCUACCUGAGAUGCAUGCUGAACUUGAUUCCUUAAAGAAAGAAUACCAGGAGCUGCGCAAGACCUUUCAGUAUGAAAAAGGUUUGAACAUAGAGAAAGUUGAGCAAAUGAAACUCACAGAGAAAGAAUUGAUUGACAUGGCCAACGAAGUGGAGAGAUUGCGUGCUCAGGUGGUAAUUGCCGAGAGAAGAGCUCGAGGUAUUGAUCCUUAUGGUCACCCCUACUUGAACUCAAAUCCCAUGUAUCCGGCUCCUCCUAUGCAUCUACCGGCCCAUAUAGACAGUUACCAGAGAUCUCAUCUUCCAGCAGCUCCUGGCACUAUGGGAGACUCAACGUAUCCAUAUGGAAGCAGCGUGGCUGUAAUUGCUCAGGGCAGAACAGGAGUUCCACCUCCCCCCGUUACUGAUGGCAAUGUAGCACAGGGAGGAAAUCUUGAUGCUCCACAAGGCGGGACUUGAAUUUUCUGCUGUGUGAUUUUUGGUCUGCUUGGCAAAGGUUGAAUCUUCGCGAUGUCAACCGGUUUUGCAUCCUUGGAACUUGUAUUUAAAUUUACUUACGCGAUUCCUUUUCGCGUUUAACUUGGAGAGGAUUUUAACAGCUCUGAUGUAAGAUUUGCAAGGCUGAAAAAGUAGUUCAUGAGACUGGAGAAUUGUACAUUUCAGUAUGCCAACUUAGUUUACCUGCACAUAUUCUAGUCCAUGGAAAAUUUUCAUGUUUAUGGAUUAUUAGCAAAGGCUACUUCUUUUCAUAUCAUUUUUAUAUGGGGAGAGUCUUUCGGAAA